CCCCUGCGCCUCGUCUUGACCUCGUGCUGCCCCCGCCCACCCUCUGGCAAAUGUUAGCCGCUGGAGGCGCCCACACGGCCCUGCUCAGGAGCGACGGCAGCGCCGUGGCCUGCGGCUGGACUGUUCUCGGUCAGUGCGACCUCCCGGCGCUGGUGGAGGGCCUGACCUACACGCAGGUUGCGGCUGGAAGACGCCACACGGCCCUGCUCGGGAGCGACGGCAGCGCCGUUGCUUGCGGCUUGAACGAUGACGGUCAGUGCGACCUCCCGGCGCUGGUGGGGGGCCUGAUUUAUACGCAGAUUGCGGCAAGUUGGCGCCACUCGGUCCUGCUCAGGAGCGACGGCAGCGCCGUGGCCUGCGGCUGGAAUGUUCUCGGUCAGUGCGACCUCCCGGCGCUGGUGGAGGGACUGACCUACACGCAGGUUGCGGCUGGUUGGCGCCACUCGGUCCUGCUCAGGAGCGACGGCAGCGCCGUGGCCUGCGGCUGGAAUGUUCUCGGUCAGUGCGACCUCCCGGCGCUGGUGGAGGGCCUGACCUACACGCAGGUUGCGGCUGGUUGGCGCUUCGGUCCUGCUCAGGAGCGACGGCAGCGCCGUGGCCUUCGGCUUGAAUCGUGA
Messenger RNA from Prorocentrum cordatum, 617 nucleotides. The record is from the annotation of a GenBank genome assembly. NCBI's taxonomy places the organism in Eukaryota, Dinophyceae, Prorocentrales, Prorocentraceae.